Molecule: messenger RNA, 1895 nt
Organism: Cuscuta campestris
Lineage: Eukaryota; Viridiplantae; Streptophyta; Magnoliopsida; Solanales; Convolvulaceae
Source: the annotation of a GenBank genome assembly
CACGAAAAUUCAAUUGUAUAAUUAACUUAUUUUGCAUGAAACUAAAUCAGUCACCCCUAAAGAAUCAUUUGCAUUAAAUUUUAGAAAACGUAUCCAUUUUUAUUUUGCCAAAUAGAGAAAAAUCAAUAAAAUUUAUAAUAAAUUAAAAAUUAAAACACCACCCAAUGCAUAAAAAAAGACCAUAUGUGGUGCAAUAUUUUUUCUUUUCCGUUACAAAAGUUUUUACUUUGACGAUAUUUUACCUUACAAAAGACAACCCUCGAGCUGUUGUUCUACGAUUUUACCGAAGAUCCGACGGAGAUUCAGGGAAAGAUGCUCAAAAGACAGAAAGAAGAAGAAGAAAAACAAGAAAUUGAUUCGAAUUCUCUUUUAGGGGUUUUAAGCAGCAGUUUCUUUUUUUUUCCUAGUUCAAAUUCAUGGCUUUCUCGAUCUCACAGUCUGGUUUGGUUUCUACAAAGAGGUUAAACUUGUGUCCGGCAGUGCCUAGGGUUCUCCCACUUCCCCAGUUCGCUAAAGCCAAGGUUGUAAACGGAGAUGUGUCGAUCAAGAGGCCUCUACGCGUCUCCUCUGUUGCAAAGUUUGGAUCUUUGGAAUCAAGAACCCUAAACCCUAAGUUCAAGAUCAGUUGCAGAGCUCAGGAGGGCGACCAGGCAAGGCCUUUGGAUCCCGAAAUCGAUCAAGUGCCAAAAUCAGAGGCUGCCCAGAAGCUCAAAAUCGGCAUUUACUUUGCCACUUGGUGGGCUCUGAAUGUGGUUUUCAAUAUCUACAACAAGAAAGUUCUCAACGCCUUUCCAUAUCCAUGGCUGACAUCAACUCUCUCUCUGGCGGUUGGCUCUUUGAUUAUGCUCCUCUCUUGGGCUACAAGAAUUGCUGAAACCCCCAAAACUGAUCUUGAGUUCUGGAAGAACCUGUUCCCGGUUGCAGUGGCACAUACAAUUGGGCAUGUAGCAGCAACGGUAAGCAUGUCAAAGGUUGCAGUGUCAUUCACACACAUAAUAAAGAGUGGUGAACCAGCAUUUAGUGUGUUGGUGUCACGGUUUUUGCUCGGUGAGAGCUUCCCCGUUCCAGUUUACUUGUCCCUCAUUCCAAUCAUUGGUGGUUGUGCACUUGCAGCAGUUACUGAGCUCAAUUUCAACAUGAUUGGAUUUAUGGGGGCGAUGAUAUCAAACUUGGCGUUUGUGUUUAGGAAUAUAUUCUCAAAGAGAGGAAUGACUGGGAAGUCUGUGAGUGGGAUGAACUACUACGCCUGCUUGUCUAUGCUGUCUCUGGUGAUUCUUACACCUUUUGCUAUUGCCAUGGAAGGCCCCCAAAUGUGGGCUGCUGGCUGGCAAGAAGCUGUUUCUCAAAUCGGUCCCAAUUUUGUUUGGUGGGUGGCUGCACAGAGCAUAUUCUAUCAUCUGUACAACCAGGUGUCGUACAUGUCGCUGGAUCAGAUAUCUCCAUUGACAUUCAGCAUAGGGAACACGAUGAAGCGAAUUUCGGUGAUUGUUUCCUCCAUCAUCAUCUUCAGGACACCUGUUCAACCGGUCAAUGCUCUUGGAGCCGCGAUUGCUGUCCUAGGAACCUUCAUUUACUCCCAGGCUAAACAGUGAGUGUGAUAAAUGGCUGAAGGAUCAAUCUAUCUAUGAAGAUGGUUGGGAUCUGCACAGCUGAGGUUUCAUAGUUUUUUGUUUUGUUUUUGUUUUUCAUUCAAAAUUACUUGCUGAACUUUUUGUGGAUUCCUUGACUGGGAGUAUACUGUCCAUGUUUUUUCAAUGUAUGCAAUGGUAGAAUAAGAGAAGUGUGUAGUUAAUACUUUUAAGAUGCUAAAGUAUGUUCCAAUCAUAUUUUUUGUUGUUUGGUAGGAAGGAAAGUUUUUUCUUAAAAAGUUCGUUUCUUUUAUUAAGGGUUCAUAG